Molecule: messenger RNA, 2650 nt
Organism: Didymella exigua CBS 183.55
Lineage: Eukaryota; Fungi; Ascomycota; Dothideomycetes; Pleosporales; Didymellaceae
Exons: 1
Coding region: 369-2438 (689 amino acids)
Source: RefSeq, a predicted model, not a curated record
CUGCAAGAGGUAGGUUAUGCACCGGAAGCACCUCUACCGCUAUUGCGGCGGGUAACGAGCAAAGAUGUGCUGGUCUUGAAAGCGAAGAUGCAUCGUCGUUUCCAUAUGCUCAUGGUCCGUUGUGUUUCCAGCGUCAACCUCACAACUACAUGCAUUUACACACCAAGUGCUCAACACGGCUAUUCACAUAAUUUCUAAUAUCCAGCUAAAAGAAGAGAAACCACGGACUCAAGAUGACAGGAGCUGGGUUCCAGUUGUUUCCUCCACCCCCUCGGGCAAGGCAAACCAGCCCAGCUCGACGACCAUCACCAGCUGCGAAGCCUUCUGUUCCAGCACCAGCUGUGGAGAGGAAAGACAGUGCGAACCAUAUGGAACAACCAAUCGACUUUCACGAGCUGGUCAUACAGGUCAAUUCGGUCCCUGUGUCGCCGUCGAAUACCAACAAUGCUGCUCCAGCAAUCACCGCACCGCCUCGAGCGCACGUUGCGCCAGCAAGUGGUUUCACAUCAGGCCCUACAACAGCAUCGCCAGUCGUGGCACAGGAAGACUCUUAUCGAGGCCCUUCACCAUCGUUCUCGACACCCAGUGCCUAUAACCCUGAGCCCAAUCGAGCAGUCUCUCCUGCAUUCUCAAUAUGCGACACACUGGUCCGCAGCAACACAACUGCAACACGACCGCCCAGGUCACCGCAAGAAGAAAUUCAAAUGCGGUCUAUGUUCCCAACAUACAAUCCCAACCUUGCUCUCUCGCAACAAGUGUACAUGCCUACGCAAGCAUCACCAACCCACCUACAGACAAGCAGGUCACCAUACUCUUCAGAGCCAUACAUACCCCAUGGCAACACCUCAUCGAGAAGUACCCUGACUGUUAAACCGCCGCUGAAAACGUUCUUCACCCCUUCGCAUUUACUUGACAAUCUCUGGUUGGCUACCAACGGGCAAGAAGAGCCAGCGAUCCAGAUUUACACCCUCAAGAUGCAUCGAGCAACAAUGGCGAAUCCUACCAUCACGUUUGGCACGACACCUUCUCUUCCGUUCUAUAGUUUGGCAACGACGAACCUUGCUGGCGAAGACGCUCCUGUACAGAGUAUCAUCAACGAGCUCCUGAUCCAACGACAUCACCCUACCCAACCACGAGUGCUCCCGAUUGCACAACUCGACUUGAUCUCACCCCCUUCUAUGGACACAAUGACAUUCGAUUCCCGGCAACAAGAGUCUACCACACUCCUGACAAGCAUCUACCCAAAGCUGGCCGCUCUGCAGGCUCUAGACGCCGCCGCAACCUCGCCAGCCGCGUCACGCAUCGCUCUCGUCGACCCCGGCGCACAAUCACCCGCAGCCCAGCGCCUCGCAGAAGACGUCCUUGCCGGCGCCGCUCAGCGAGAAUGCUGCACGCUCCUCUGGACGCGCGACGACCCUAACCAAGCCGCCAACCCCUGGGCCCAGCACAUCCCCUCCGAGGGCGCAUAUCAACUGCACCACCCCACGCUGGGCAUCUUUCCCAUCCAAAUCGAUGGAGAUUGUAGUCUGAUCAACAAGCCGUCCACGCGCCCCGUAACCGCCAUAUACGGCCACAACAUGCCCUCGACUCCCGCUCUGGGCAUGGCGAAACCAGCAUCCAUCACCCUCCUCAACCCUUACAUCUUGUCUACAAGCACGCCUCGCACCAACGCCUUCUCCCCGCUCCCCACCCCGCCCCGUUUUGACGGCCAAAUGCGUCCCAUCAGCGCCACCCCGAGCACCAUGAGCGUCACGCAGCUGCCGACGAGCACGGACGCCACGCCCGACGAGCACAUGCUCGCGCGCCUCGACUUCGCCAACGACGCGCUGGUGCUGAACCUCGGCGCGCUGACGCGCUUCGGGAAUCCAUUCCUCGUCGACGUCGCGGCUUCCACGCUGUGCGCUGUCGCCAUCGCGGAGGCUACGCGGGGCAGGAGUAGUAGGCAGGCGAGUCUGGCGAACUUUGACGCGCCGCCCGCGAACGACUACGAGGAUGUGAGUCCCGAAGCCAAGGCUCGCAGCUUGAAGGACAGUUUUAGACAGGAUUGGGAGGGCGUGGAUGUGCGGGGCAAGCAGGGGCGGGACAAAGCCGGAGUCGCAGUGACGAGCUCGCUGCGGAAACUGAUGCUGAGCUUGAAGAGCACGAGCGUGGAUGAGACGACGGCGGGUCGGACCCGCGACCGCAACGCGCAGUUCGACAAAGAUAUCGAACUGGGCGAGUGGUACGGACAGACCGCCCCCCCUUCUACCAAGGAAACGCGGGCGGCGAAGAAGGCGCGCAAAGCAGCUGAAAAGGAAGACCGGCUGCCGUUCGUUGCGAGAGCGAUCAUCGGCGUGCUGACUUUUUCGUUCAAGGCCGUGGUCUGGGUGUUGAUGGUUGUGUUCAAGAUCAUCGCCGGGAUGUUCAAGAUGGUGGUUCGCACGGUCAGCAAACACUGAUGACGUGGUGUGUUUGCAUAGCUAUAUAGUUUGAAGUGGGCUUCGAUACAGACUUGCGGUUCUAUAUAGACGGAUGGUUUUGCAAUGUACCAAUUUUCAUCUCGCGCUUCAGAUCCCCACCAACUGUCCCAACUCCUCACACGCGAUAUUUCGAGCCCACAGCUCGAUAAUCGAGAGACUCCAAGGUGUCGUGAUCAGCUGGAUUUGCACCU